Molecule: messenger RNA, 2542 nt
Organism: Myotis myotis
Lineage: Eukaryota; Metazoa; Chordata; Mammalia; Chiroptera; Vespertilionidae
Gene: WRAP73
Product: WD repeat containing, antisense to TP73
Exons: 10
Coding region: 833-2362 (509 amino acids)
Biological process (GO): protein localization to mitotic spindle pole body; microtubule anchoring at mitotic spindle pole body; mitotic sister chromatid segregation
Cellular component (GO): mitotic spindle; MWP complex; microtubule organizing center
Molecular function (GO): protein binding
Source: RefSeq, a predicted model, not a curated record
UUGCACACAAGCGCACUCAUGCACACACACACUCGCUCGUGCACUCACAGUGUGCACUCACAGGUACUCACACGCACUCACAAACACAGUUUACACGUGCCUCAGGGUCAUGUGGUUGGAAACAUCAGUGAGAGAAUCAUGGACCGGCUGCCUGCUGUACGCCCCCCACUGGGGAUCGAGCCUGCAACCUGGGCAGGUGCCCCAUGGGAAUCAAACCACAAUCUCCUGGUUCACAGGUCGAUGCUCAACCACUGAACCACACCGGCCAGGCACACGGUCCUUUUUCUUUUGUGGUUUGUGUAGUCAGGUCUCUGUUCACCACGGCCCGGCCCAGCUGGGGUCUCCUCGGCAGGCGGCUGCAGCUGCGGCUCAGCUCUCACAGACGGGAGGGCAGGGAGAGCCUUUCCACAGAGAAGUGGAGCCGUGCUGGUCGGGGCGGCUGCUCUCAGGCUCCAGAGGGGGUGGGCGCGGUGGAGGGGCGCUGAGAGCCUCAGUGUCGGAUGCAGAUGCGCUGGUUUGAGUGAAAGGCCACGGCUCUCGUCCCGACCCGAGGUCGUCCUCCUAAGCACAGGGGCCUGCCCCCCGCCCCCCAGGUUCUCGGUCCUUCUGCGCCGGCCGGUGAGGGAGGGCAGGGACGUGGACGGGCUGCCUCCGUGGUUCUCUCGGACCGUGGGCAGAAGCAGCGGGUCAGCGUUUCAGGACACAGCCUCCUGCCUGGAGCUGGGCCACCGCUCCAGCGUCCCAGGCGCCAGGAGCAGCCAGGCCGACUCCAUGGAGCGAGGAGGCCGCGUCCCGCGUGCUUCCCCACAGGACGCUGCUCCUCAGACCAGCGAUGUGCGUGACAAUAUGCCAGCCGCCACGCAGCACCGACCUGCCCGGCAUGAACAUCGACAUUCGUGCAUUAUUCAUUUCACUCUCUGUCACUCAGAUGGCAUUGCUGCAAAGUGACAACAGUGGAGAGGGUGGCUGUAGUGCAGGGGGAGCUGCGGAUCACGGUCUGGUCCUUGUGCACAAAGUCCGUCUCGUACAUCAAGUACCCGAAGGCCUGUCAGCAGGGAAUCGCCUUUUCCCGGGACGGCCGCUACCUGGCCUUGGCCGAGAGACGGGACUGCAAGGACUACGUCAGCAUCUUCGUCUGCAGCGACUGGCAGCUGCUGCGGGGCCCGGGGCUCGGAGGUGCCCGCGGCUGCAGGUGGGAGACAGGCAGGCUGGGCACAGAACCCUCUGGAACGCCGUCAGAGCUCAGGGAGGGCUCGGCAGCCCGCCGCCAGGCGAGGAGCAGGCCGGGAGAGCGCGCACAGGUGGGAGCCGCACCCGAAGCCGGCAGUGCCUGCCGGGCGGCCAGGCUGCGCCCCCGGACCUCCGGACACUCAGGCGCAUGACGACCGGGAAGGACGCGUGGCAGCCUUCCACCUGCUGCUGUCUAAGGAAAGUGCACACGGGGCGCAUUAGCAACAUCGGCUGUACAAGCCCACGUCCGCCCCGGCGUAACCUGCUUCUCCCCUUCCCGUGGCAGCACUUUGACACGGACACCCAGGACCUCGCCGGCAUCGAGUGGGCGCCCAACGGCUGCGUGCUGGCGGCGUGGGACACCUGCCUGGAGUACAAGGUCCUGCUCUACUCCCUGGACGGCCGGCUGCUGGCCACGUACUGCGCGUACGAGUGGUCCCUGGGCAUCAAGUCGGUGGCCUGGAGCCCCAGCAGUCAGUUCCUGGCGGUCGGCAGCUACGACGGGAAGGUGCGCAUCCUCAAUCACGUGACCUGGAAGAUGCUCACCGAGUUUGGGCACCCCGCGGCCAUCAGUGACCCGCGAGUGGUGGUGUACAAGGAAGCGGAGAAGAGCCCGCGGGGGGCUCUGGGCCGGCCCGCCUGCCCGCCACCCAGGGCUGCCGAGAGCAAGUAUGAGAUCGCCACGGUGCCGGUGUCCCUGCAGACGCUGAAGCCCGCUGCCGACCGAGCAAACCCGAAGAUCGGCGUCGGCGCGCUGGCCUUCAGUCCCGACAGCUACUUCCUGGCCACGAGGAACGACAACGUCCCGAACGCCGUGUGGGUCUGGGACAUGCAGAAGCUGCGGCUGUUUGUGGUGCUGGAGCAGCUGGGCCCCGUGCGCUCCUUCCAGUGGGACCCGCGGCAGCCCCGGCUGGCCAUCUGCUCGGGAGGCAGCAAGGUGUACCUGUGGUCGCCAGCGGGCUGCGUGUCUGUGCAGGUGCCCGGGGAAGGGGACUUCCAGGUGCUCUCGCUGUGCUGGCCUGUCACGGGGGACUCGCUGGCCCUGCUCAGCAAGGACCACUUCUGCCUGUGCUUCCUGGAGACGGAGGACGGGGCUGAUGGCACCCUCGGGCAGCUGGGCGACCACACGUAGGACACGUGGCAGCUGUGGGAAGGGACGCAGACACGCAGAGCUGUGGGGAGUGGGCUCGGGGCAGCUCCAACCGUGGUCUGUGGAGAUAGCUUGCGUUUGUUUCCCUACAGCGAGGCGCUCUUGUAAAUAUGUAAAGUGUAAAGCUGCAAUUUUGUAAUUUAAAUGUUUGGUAAUUCAUAA